Penicillium concentricum is the source of this 1830-nucleotide messenger RNA. RefSeq names its product putative C2H2 transcription factor PacC (gene pacC). Gene Ontology annotation, biological process: positive regulation of transcription by RNA polymerase II. Bases 1 to 1830 code for a protein of 609 amino acids. Gene Ontology annotation, cellular component: nucleus. The record is from RefSeq and is a predicted model, not a curated record. Lineage: Eukaryota; Fungi; Ascomycota; Eurotiomycetes; Eurotiales; Aspergillaceae. The transcript has 3 exons.
AUGUCGGAGAAUCAUACCCCUUCUACUACCCAGGCGACCUUGCCUGCGCCGGCUUCUGAACCAGCGCCAAUUCAAGCAACGCCAACCCCCUCCGCCUCCGUCACCGCGACUGCUGCCGCCGCCACCGCGGCGGUGAACAGCCCCUCAAUGAACGGCGCCGGUGAGCAGUUGCCUUGUCAGUGGGUCGGAUGCACUGAAAAGUCCCCCACUGCCGAGUCGCUAUAUGAGCAUGUUUGCGAGCGCCAUGUUGGACGUAAAAGCACCAACAACCUCAACUUGACCUGUCAGUGGGGUACUUGCAACACCACAACAGUCAAGCGUGAUCACAUCACCUCCCACAUUCGCGUUCAUGUGCCGCUUAAGCCUCAUAAGUGCGAUUUCUGCGGAAAGGCUUUCAAGCGCCCCCAGGAUUUGAAGAAGCAUGUCAAGACCCAUGCGGACGACUCUGAGAUCCGCUCCCCCGAACCGGGCAUGAAGCAUCCUGAUAUGAUGUUCCCACAAAACCCUAAAGGUUAUGCUCCCGCAACACAUUACUUCGAGAGUCCGAUCAAUGGCAUCAAUGGUCAAUAUUCACACGCGCCACCCCCCAGACAAGAUGGAAACCACCCGUAUGACCGUAAACGCGGAUAUGACGCGUUGAAUGAGUUUUUUGGAGACUUGAAGCGCCGUCAGUUCGACCCUAAUUCCUAUGCCGCGGUCGGCCAGCGUCUGCUGGGUCUGCAAGCGCUUCAGCUUCCCUUCCUCAACGGCCCUGUGCCUGAAUAUCAGCAAAUGCCUGCAUCUGUCGCGGUCGGCGGUGGCGGCGGUGGCGGUGGUGGUUACAGCCCUGGUGGUUCCCACCCUCCUGGCUACCACCUUCCCCCCAUGUCCAAUGUUCGGACUAAGAACGAUCUGAUCAACAUCGAUCAGUUCCUCGAGCAAAUGCAGAACACUAUUUACGAAAGCGAUGAGAACGUGGCGGCUGCCGGCGUUGCCCAGCCCGGCGCGCAUUACGUGCAUGGUGGCAUGAACUAUCGCGCUACCCACUCUCCCCCAACCCAGCUCCCGCCAAGCCACGUUACUGCAACCUCCGCCCCCAUGGGAGCUGCUUCGGCCCACUCCCCCUCGGUCGGCACCCCAGCUCUGACCCCGCCUUCCAGCGCUCAGUCAUAUACCUCUAACCGCUCUCCCAUCGCCAUGCACCAUGCUCACCGCGUAUCGCCCCCUCACGAGAGCGGCCCGGGUAUGUACCCCCGCUUGCCGUCGGCCACUGUCGCCGACAGCAUGAAUGCCGGCUACCCGACCACAUCAGGCGCCGCACCACCCUCAACUCUGAGCGGCGCGUACGACCACGACGAUCGUCGCCGCUACACUGGCGGUACCUUGCAACGCGCCCGGCCGGCCGAGCGUGCUGUCACCGGGGACCGCAUGGAUACCUCACAGGAUAGCAAGACUCCCGCCAUUCACAUCUCGGAGAGUCUGAUUGACCCCGCCCUUUCGGGUAAUCCCGACCAGGAGGCUGUCAAGCGUACUGCGCAAGCGGCCACUGAAGUUGCCGAGCGGGAUGUCAACGUUGCCUGGGUUGAGAAGGUCCGUUUGCUUGAGAACCUGCGUCGCUUGGUUUCUGAAUUGCUCGAGGCCGAUAGCCUAACUGCUGGAUAUGGAACUCAGUCCUCGGCUUCUCCUACGCCAGGACUUGAUGCUAUGGAGGGAGUCGAGACUGCUAGUGUACGGGCUGCUUCUGAGCAACCAAAGGAAGAGCCUGCCAAGUCUGCAAGUGAAGGAGUCUUCUAUCCUACAUUACGUGGUGUGGAUGAGGAUGAGGAUGGGGAUUCUAAAAUGCCUGAGUAA